This is a messenger RNA of Sphaeramia orbicularis (orbiculate cardinalfish), 2362 nucleotides long. It is a transcript of the gene maneal, whose product is annotated as mannosidase endo-alpha like. Lineage: Eukaryota; Metazoa; Chordata; Actinopteri; Kurtiformes; Apogonidae. Gene Ontology annotation, molecular function: alpha-mannosidase activity. The coding region runs from base 611 to 1942 and encodes 443 amino acids. The transcript is spliced from 4 exons. The record is from RefSeq and is a predicted model, not a curated record.
AACACCGGUCGGGGGUUAAUCCCGCCCAUCCCUUCUGCUCCCACCGCCGAUCCGUUGUCUCUUCUCCUCUGGUCUGGAAUGAACAUCCAGUUAUAACAGCUUUUCUCGGAAUCCAGACGCAAAAGGCUAAAUCCAGAUGAAGAUGGGCUGACAAAGAGGAGGCAUUCGAAGAAGACGAACGGUGGAGCGCGUGAGUAAAUAUACCAAAACCAAAGGGAUUUCCAUGGCUUCGAUUCGUUGUGAUUAUUAUUAUUAUUUAAUUUAUGGGAGCUGUGAGGGAACUGUUGCGUGAUGAUCGGUGUUUGAGCUUUGUGUGUGCCAGAGAACCGGAUGGUGGAGCAUCAUGGCUGUGCGGAGGCGAACAGGAGGCGCUUUAGUGGAGCGGCGUAUAGCGCAGAGUGCCCCCAGGUCGUGAUCAUGAAAGUGAAAUGAGAUUGCUUUGUUAUCGUGCGUGUCACAAGCUCCAUUAUCCAGUCCCUGCACCGCCUGAACGCCGUUGUUACACCCGCUGAUGCUCGGGUUGAUGGGUCUCAGCAUCAGCACCAGUGGGAGGCUGUAGCACGAGCCUGUAUCCCCCUCCUGUUUGUCUUCAGGACCACGGACAGCGACCAUGACUCGGCUGCGUAGAAAGGCUCUGGUCGCACUCUUCCUCUUCACGCUCUUCAUCUUCGGCACCAUGAUGGGGCUCAGGACUUUAAAACCCAGCGAUGGCUUCUCGGACAUGGCCCCCGGAAUGGACGUCUUCAUCGGGGAUAGAUCCGACCGGGGGAGGCUGGAUGUGAAAGAUGUGGCAGCGUCCCCGGGCCAGUUCCACAUGGGCAGCAGUGACACUAAAGUUGUCUUCUCCAAAUCAGACCGAGAUUAUAGUAUAUUCUACGACGUGCAUAUCUUCUACUACCUGUGGUACGGGUCUCCGAGCAUGGACAACAAGUACAUUCACUGGGAUCAUGUGCUGGUGCCACACUGGGACCCGAAGAUCGCAGCCAGUCAUGCACAAGGAAGACACACGCCUCCAGAUGAUAUAGCCUCAAGUUUUUACCCUGAACUGGGACCCUACAGCUCCAGGGACCCAAAGGUGCUGGAGUCACAUAUGUCUCAGAUAGAGGCAGCUGCAGCAGGGGUUCUGGUGUUGUCCUGGUAUCCUCCUGGGGUGGCAGAUGACCACGGGGAACCCACCGAGGACCUGGUUCCUGCUGUUAUGGACGCUGCCCACAGGCACAGCAUCAAGGUGGCCUUCCACAUACAGCCAUACAAAGGACGGACGGAUCAGACCAUGCAUGACAACAUCAAGUAUAUUAUUGACAAGUAUGGAAAACACGGCGCCUUCUACAAAUUCAGGUCCAGCAUCGGGCGAGUCCUCCCUCUCUUUUACGUCUAUGACUCUUACCUGACUCCACCAGAGUCCUGGGCAGAGCUCCUGACUCUGAAAGGCUCCCACACUAUUCGAGGAACGCCUUACGAUGGGAUUUUUGUCGCCCUCAUUGUGGAAGAGCGCCACAAACACGACAUCCUAGCCAGUGGAUUUGAUGGGAUAUACACCUACUUUGCCUCAAACGGCUUCUCCUUUGGCUCCUCCCACCAAAACUGGAAAGCCAUAAAGGCCUUCUGUGAUGCAAACAAUCUGCUGUUCAUCCCCAGUGUGGGUCCAGGGUAUGUGGACACCGCUGUACGGCCGUGGAACAACCACAACACCAGGAACCGAGUCAAUGGGCGGUAUUAUGAGACGUCCCUGCAGGCAGCUCUGUCUGUCCGACCAGAAAUCGUCACCAUUACUUCCUUCAACCAGUGGCACGAAGGAACGCAAAUAGAGAAGGCGAUACCCAAGAAGACAGUGUCCCGUUUAUAUCUAGACUACCAACCCAACCAACCAGACCACUACCUGGAGCUGACCCGCCAGUGGGCUGAAAACUUCAACAAAGAGAAGGACAAAUGGUUGAUGUAAACAUGGCUUUAUUUUCUUUGUGGACACUCUGAACUUGACUAGACAUUACCUGAGGUUAACUGCCACUGUUCAGCCGCUGCUGAAAUCAAAUACCUUUAGUCAUGCACCUACAUUCACUCUCAAUCUCUGAAAACUCCUGAUGAGAAUUUUCCAAAUGUGCACUACCCUUACUGUUUUUAUCCACUAACAUUUUUGCACAAGAUUAAUACUGUCAUGAAAUGCUGAAGCUAAAAGGUACCGACGAAAAGAUAAUCCACAAAUCUUGAUAACAACUCUGUUCUGUGUCUGUUUGCAUCAUUGAGAAAUUGCGGCUAUGUAACUCUGCUCUGUGGAGUGUUUUCUUAUUUUCUUAUGGUAAAAGACUGUUCUUUCCUGUAUUUCUUUGAAAACAAAUUAAAAUCUGUGUCUGUUUACAGUUGA